UAAAUCAGUGUCCAUUUAUUUCGAAAAUACCCCCCCAAACUCCAUUUCCCGCGUUUCAAAAGACAACAAUGGAGCCAGACCCCUGGGAAGCUCUUGACCUCGACGCCUCUGACCUCCCUUCCCUUCUCCGCCCUUGCAAACGCAAACCCCAAUACUCUCCCCCUCCAUCUCCUAUAAAGAAUCUUCAACCCACCCCAAACUCUCCACCGCCCUCUUCUCCGUGCCUCAUCCCUGGCCCUGCCGGAGCCGUUCAAGCCGCAAUGCUUCGAAAAAUUCAGAACAAAAGCAAUCGCGUCGGCAUUGGCGAAGAGCCCCUUCCAACCCAGGAGUAUAUUAGGAGGGCCGUAGAAAAUCCUGGCGCCGACGAUGACGACUUCUCGCGUGAUCCCUGGCUUUUUGCCGUCGAAUUUAUUCGCCGCGAAGGUUUGGCUGAUGAUGGCGGGACAAUUGGUACUCCUUUGAGCUGGAUCAAGACUGAACCUAAAAUGGGCAAUAGAAAAGUAGCUCAGAUUGUUGCCGUUAUCAAAUCUUGUACCCCAAAUGGUCUUGGUGAUCUGAUGGUGACUCUCAAGGAUCCUACAGGUACAAUUGAUGCUAGUAUUCAUCGCAAAGUCCUAGUUGAGGGAGGGUUUGGAAAAGACAUAUCUGUUGGCACAGUUUUGAUAUUGCAGAAGGUUUCAAUUUUCUCACCUUCGCGCUCUGCAUGCUAUCUCAAUAUAACACUCAGCAAUGUUGUCAAGGCAAUCUCAAAGGAUAGUGGACCUCAGUCACAACAGAAUUAUCCUGUAUCAACAGUCAUUCCAACCGAUCAUGGUGUUGAAAACAGUAAACAGCCAUAUAUCCAACAGAAAGUGUCCACUCUGUCACAAGAGAGAACUGAAGGAAUUAUGAACAGCCUCAGACAGACUGGUUACAUGAAAGGGAGAGUGCAUAAUGAUAAAGGAAUUGAAGGAGAUGAAGCACUGGGAAGCAGCUGCUGUAUUAAGGAGAGAAAUAGAAGUCAAAAUGCCUUCGUAGCGAAGGGACAUUCAGUGCGGCAGGAUAUUCUCAGCGGAUUGAAAAAAGCUGCAGUACUAGCUGGCACCAAUGAGUGUGAGGAAAAUGUUGCGCUGGAGGACCAGUCCAGCCCACGGAAUCUGGCAGCAAGUGGCAAUCACCUGGAAAGCAACCAAAGCAGCGGUGGUGCAAACUUGGUUGGCGUUGCUAACUACCAGGAGAAUGUGACUGACAAUGGAGACAAGAAACAAGGACGGCUACCAAUAUCAACUGGCUUACUUCCACAAUGGACUGAUGAGCAGUUAGAUGAGUUGUUUGCAUUUGACUGAGAUGCCAUAUUUGCAUUUAUAUAGUCACACCCGUUUUAAAGAAUGGUUCGUAUUAAUUUUGCAGUGUAUAGAUGGCAUGGUUCAGCCAUUUUGCAUUCUAUUCUGGUCAAGGCAAGUGAGGGUUUUUUCCCAUUGGCACUAUAGUUACAUCUCAAUCGUGCGUCCCUAUUUAUUUAUUUAUUUUAACAGGACAUUGUGCCUUUUAAAAGUUUUAACCUUGCAGAAUUCUGAUAAAGAAAGAACUUCUAUAGUAGCAUCGAGGUUCUCUGUUUUAGUUAUUGCUGGAACCUAUUUUUAAGUUUAAUA
This is a messenger RNA of Theobroma umbraticum, 1631 nucleotides long. RefSeq names its product nuclear localized protein. Gene Ontology annotation, biological process: recombinational repair. The record is from RefSeq and is a predicted model, not a curated record. NCBI's taxonomy places the organism in Eukaryota, Viridiplantae, Streptophyta, Magnoliopsida, Malvales, Malvaceae.